Ipomoea nil (Japanese morning glory) is the source of this 3140-nucleotide messenger RNA. Its product is annotated as G-type lectin S-receptor-like serine/threonine-protein kinase At1g11300. Gene Ontology annotation, biological process: recognition of pollen; protein phosphorylation. Lineage: Eukaryota; Viridiplantae; Streptophyta; Magnoliopsida; Solanales; Convolvulaceae. The transcript has 8 exons. Bases 542 to 3025 code for a protein of 827 amino acids. Gene Ontology annotation, molecular function: ATP binding; protein serine/threonine kinase activity. The record is from RefSeq and is a predicted model, not a curated record.
UUUUUUUUUUUUCUUGUUUUGUUUUUGUUGGAAAUAGAAAAUUUAAGAAUCUAGUUCAUUGUAAUUUCUCAGCAAUUAAAGGAACUCAUUUUGUUUCUUGUUAGCUAUGUAUUCAAUGGUAGACACCUUUGCAAAAACAUAUUAGGUCAUGAAAAAUUCUUAUCUGUAGAAUCAAACAUUUAUCACUAGACACUACUGUGUAGUUGUUGGCGUCAAAUGCUUAUCAUUAUUAUGUAGCUGUUAGUGCCACGUGUUGAAUGCAGGUCGAUGGCAAGAUAUUGUUACAGCUGCCCCAGAUUCUGACUUUUCUAAGAAUGUCAAAAUAUUUAUGAAAAAAAAAAAAAGGAAUUGUUAAGAAUGAGUCAACAGAAAGCUACAGCAAUAGUUAUCAACAGAAAUUUUGUAUAGUUCAACCACUGGAUGUAAAAUAUGUACUAUGACUUUCAGCCCAGAAGACUAUUCUGAAAAAUGGAAAGUUUAAAUAAUGAAAUAUGAACCUGCAGGCUUUUGAGGCACCAGAUAAAGAAACAGCUGAUGUACCAUGAUGUUCAGCAAGAGAAAUAUGUGUUCCUGGAAAAAUGUUUUUCUCAUACUGUUUUGUUAUUGCUUUGGUUUUUGCAGUUCAAGAGAUACCAUUACAAUCAAUCAAACCUUGCAAGGAUCAGAAACUAUACUCUCAGAGGGCAACAGGUUCAAGAUGGGAUUUUUCAGCCCUGGAAAUACUUCCAAGUAUUAUGUAGGAAUCAUGUAUAACAACCCAUCAAAUGCUGUUGUAUGGGUUGCUAACAGAGACAAGCCUAUGAAUGACUCCAGAGGAACGAUCGCAAUCUCAGAAGAUGGAAAUCUUGUGGUGUUGGAUGGACAGAAUACAAUAUGGUCUUCAGAUGUUUCCGACUCUUCUCUGUCGAAUACUACUACUGCUCAACUCAUGGAUACUGGGAAUUUGGUGUUGAAAGACGGGUCAACUGGAAGAAAAUUAUGGGAAAGUUUUAGCAAUCCUUCGGAUUCUCUUCUUCGAACAAUGAAACUUGGCACUAAAGCGUUGAGAUCAUGGAGAAGUCCCUUAGAACCAUUCCCGGGGAGUUUUUCAUUUGGUAUUCAACUUCUGAACAUUCCACAGGUUGUCAUAUGGAACAACACCGAGCUUUACUGGAGAUCUGGUCCAUGGAAUAAGCAGAUAUUCAUUGGAGUAUCUGAAAUGGAUUCCUACUAUAACAAUGGAUUUGAUUUCACCACUGAUAGUGAUGGCAACGCAAGCCUAUCAUUUGACUACUUAGAUCAUCAGUCUGAAAGUUUAUACAUCCAUAUUAGUUCAAAUGGUUCUCUCUUGCAGACAUUUUGGGAUCAAGGGAAGGAACAGUGGGAGGUGACAUGGGAAAGUCACGCAAGCGAGUGUGAUGAGUAUGGAAAGUGCGGGUCUUUUGGAAUCUGCAAUCCCGGUGGGUUACAGGUCUGUUCUUGUUUGCGAGGAUAUAAACCAAAACGGGAAGUUGAAUGGGGUAACGGGAACUGGAGCAGUGGCUGCAUUAGAAACGAAGAUCUUCAGUGUGACAGAAACAACUCGGAUGUGAAUAAGAGCAAGCAAGACAGGUUUUUCAAGUUGCAGAUGGUGAAAGUGCCAGAUUUUGCCACUUGGGUGCCUUCGAGUCAAGACACUUGCGAAAGUGACUGCUCGAGAAAUUGUUCCUGCCUCGCUUAUUCAUUCUAUCCCGGGAUUGGGUGUAUGCACUGGACACGAAGUUUAAUCGACCUGCAGCAGUUUUCUAUGGGCGGAGCAGAUGUAUAUAUUCGUCUGGCAUAUUCAGAACUCGACUUGAAGAAAGAAAGCAAACACAACAAGAAAGCCAUUAUCGCAACUACAGUGACUAUAGGCUUACUUGCCAUUGCUAUUUCUGCAUACUUUUGUUGGGGUUGUUUGGCUAAGCACAGAGGAAAGAAGCAGAAGCAGAAGCGUGUUAUAUAUUUAGGUAAAACAUCUUCACCAAACAUGUGUGGAGAAGACACAACCCGAGCUAAGCUCGAGGAGCUACCAGUAUUUGACUUCGAGAUCAUAGCAAAUGCAACUGGAAAUUUUGAUCCGCGCAACAAACUUGGACAGGGUGGUUUUGGUCCAGUCUACAAGGGGAAGUUGGAAGAUGGACAGGAAAUUGCGGUGAAAAGACUUUCGAUAUACUCUGGUCAAGGGCAAGAAGAAUUUAUGAACGAGGUCGUGGUGAUUUCUAAACUCCAACACAGAAAUCUCGUUAGACUUCAUGGUUGCUGCAUAGAGGGAGGGGAGAAGAUGUUGGUCUAUGAAUUCAUGCCAAAUGGAAGCUUGGAUUCUCUUCUCUUUGAUCCUCAGAACGAAGAGUUUCUUGAUUGGAGCAAGCGCUUUAUGAUUAUUGAAGGAAUUGGUCGAGGCCUCCUUUAUCUGCAUAGAGAUUCAAGAUUGAAAAUCGUUCACAGAGAUCUCAAGGCAAGCAACAUUCUACUAGACGAACAAUUGAAUCCCAAAAUUUCAGAUUUUGGCUUGGCGAGGAUUUUUGGAGGUAACCAGCAUCAAGCUAAUACAGAAAGGGUUGUUGGCACAUACGGCUAUAUGGCACCGGAAUAUGCAAUGGACGGAAGAUUUUCAGAAAAGUCAGAUGUCUACAGUUUCGGAGUUCUAUUACUAGAAAUUGUUAGUGGAAGGAAGAAUUCUGGAUUUUACCAUGAUGAGUUUGCAAUAAGCCUUCCAGCACAUGCAUGGAAAAUGUGGAACAAAGAGAGGACGGAAGAAGUGGUAGAUCCUAGAAUAUAUGAUCGGCACUUCAAAACGAACAUGAAACGAUGUGUACAUGUCGGGUUGUUGUGUGUUCAAGAAUAUCCAGAAGACAGGCCUAAUGUUUCGACUGUUCUAUCAAUGCUUAGCAGUGAAAUUGCAGAGCUUCCAGGGCCUAACCAACCUGCAUUUACUGGAAGGCAGAGCCGCCCUGAUACAGACUCUUCUAAGCAAAGCAAUUUGUCUGUUAAUAGUACCACUAUUACUGUUAUUGAAGGAAGGUAAUUUUAUAAUUUUAUUCAUUUCUGUUAAUAGUACUGCCACUUAAUGAUCAGGAAGAACAGUGAAGAUUUAUACAAAUUCUUUUAAAGAGGAACAAACUUUUAGAAUUUGGAUGAAA